Eubalaena glacialis (North Atlantic right whale) is the source of this 1787-nucleotide messenger RNA. RefSeq names its product Myb related transcription factor, partner of profilin (gene MYPOP). The transcript has 3 exons. Gene Ontology annotation, molecular function: RNA polymerase II cis-regulatory region sequence-specific DNA binding; DNA-binding transcription factor activity, RNA polymerase II-specific. Gene Ontology annotation, cellular component: nucleus. The coding region runs from base 254 to 1444 and encodes 396 amino acids. Gene Ontology annotation, biological process: regulation of transcription by RNA polymerase II. NCBI's taxonomy places the organism in Eukaryota, Metazoa, Chordata, Mammalia, Artiodactyla, Balaenidae. The record is from RefSeq and is a predicted model, not a curated record.
CCCGAUUCUUGACCGACGGGCAGGCGGGGGCUGCGGCGGCGCCGGCACUCUGACGGACCCCAGCUGCCCGUCGCCUCCGUCCGCCCUCCGCCCCCACCCCUAUCCCCGGGGACAUAGGAGACGAUAUCGGGGCGGCCGGGGUGGGGUGGGCGGCGCGGGGCCGCUGAACCCCUGCCAGCGCCGUGCGCCCUGUGCCCGCAGCGCCGGCGCCCCCCAUGCGCCAGGCGGCCGGACGGCGGCGUCGGGGGGCGCCAUGGCCUCGGCGGCGGCGGGCGAAGCGGAAGAGACCACCCGGCUGCGCAAGCCGCGCUUCUCGUUCGAAGAGAACCAGAUCCUGAUCCGUGAGGUGCGCGCCCACUACCCGCAGCUCUACGGCGCUCAGAGCCGUCGGGUGAGCGUGGCCGAGCGGCGGCGUGUGUGGGACGGCAUCGCCGCCAAGAUCAACGGCAUCACCAGCUGGAAGCGCACUGGCCAGGAGGUGCAGAAGCGCUGGAACGACUUCAAGCGCCGCACCAAGGAGAAGCUGGCGCGCGUGCCGCACUCCACACAGGGCACCGGGCCUGCCGCCGAGGACGCCUUCUCCGCCGAGGAGGAGACCAUUUUUGCCAUCCUGGGGCCGGGUGUGGCGGGGCCAGGAGCUGGUGCAGGGGCAGAGCAGCCCUCCGCGGCCGCCUCUUCACAGCCACCGGCUCCAAGCGCCUGCACCCAACGCUGUGUGCUGUCUGAGGACCGCAGGGAGGACCGACGGGCAGAUACACCAGCCCACAGCAAGGGGGGCUCUAGCAGCCCGGAGCCUUGGGCCAGACCCUCCUGCAAUCCUCAGGAAGGGGGCUGCCAGGCACCCAAGGAGCGUGAGUCCCCGCCCCCUCCGGCCCUGCAGACCAUCCAGCUGCCCCGCCUGGCCUUGUCUCCACCCCCCCCAGCCCCUCCGCUGCCACCACCCCCCGAGCCACCGCAGCAGGUCCAAGUGGCACCCUCGCCCUCCAGCUCCCCCUCCCCUCCACUGCCUCCACCCUCGGCCCCAGACCCCUCCCUGGACUUCCUGCGGGCCCAGCAGGAGACUGCCAACGCCAUCCGGGAGCUGGCCGGCACCCUCCGCCAGGGACUGGCCCAACUGAGCGAGGCCCUCAGCGCCCUGCUGCCCCUUCUGCCCGGAAGCCCUGCUGACCCACUGCCCCCGCCCCCUCCCCCACCUCCACCGCCCAGGCCUGUCUUGUCCCCCCCCUCCCCCAAGGUGGAGGUCACCCCAGAGCCUGUGUCCGUGGUGGCUGCUGUUGUGGACGGGGCUGUGGUGGCAGCCAGGGGGGUGAUCAUUGCCCCUAGGAGCGAGGAGGGGGCCCCCCGGCCGCCCCCCACCCCACUCCCUCCGCAUGACUCCCCACCACACAAAAGGAGGAAAAGUUUCCCUACACGGAAGAGGCGGGGGCGGUGGAAAUCUCCGUGACAUCUGCUGUGGGGUUCAAGCUUGUCUGCGCACCUUCUGCCUGCACCUCCUCCCCCCAGCUUAGCCCAGUGGAGGAGGGCAACGCACUUUCCCCAUCCCAGCUGCACCCCGGCUCCCUGCUGCGGGGCACGAGCACCCCACUUCCUGUACUAGUUAGUGCCUGAUUCUGGGGGGCCUCAUUGCCCCAGGCCCCCCAGCCCUUUCCAGUACAGCGCUGUCUGCCUGGCUGCUUUCCUUAACCCUGACUUCUAAGCCAUGGAUUUUAUGUUAUUUAUUAUUGCCCUUCGUGGGUUGCGGAGGGAACCUGCACAUCCCCCUCCCCUAACAAAACUCCUGGCCUUGA